AAGAAGCAGGGAGGGAUAUAUGGAGAAGGAGGGCAGAGGGGUGAGAGACUGAGAGAAGCAUUUGGUAGGCACACUUAUUCACACAGUCACUUUCCCCUUGCUAGUGACUUUCACCACUGCAACCUUUUGCUGCCUACCAGGAUUCUUCCUUCUUCCCAUAAUGACCAACUCCCUCGGUCUGAGCGUCCAGCUCCUCCUGCUGCUGUCCCUAAGCUUCACCGCACGUGCUGAACCUCGCAGGACCACGACCCCUCAACGCAGAACGCCUCGUGCACCGCCCGCUAAGGUGCGCCUGGCAGGCAACUUUGCGCGCGAGGCGCACGAAGGGCGCGUGGAGGUCCUGCACAAUGACGCCUGGGGGACCGUCUGUGAUGAUGAGGUGGACAUAAACCUGGCUAACGUGGUGUGCCGAGAACUGGGGUAUCGAGGAGCAGUAACAUGGGCUCACAGCGCCAAGUAUGGAGAAGGAACAGGUCCUAUUUGGAUGGAUAAUGUACGGUGUGAUGGCUCAGAGAAGUCUUUGAAGGACUGCAAACACAAUGGUUGGGGGGUAAAUGACUGUAAACACUCUGAAGACUUAGGGGUUGUGUGCACCCCCGAGCAUAGACUGGAGCAAUCUGCCAGCAGAAGUCACACUACACCUGUCCGGCCUUUUGGUAACACUGCUUCUCAGUGGGGUGGUAUUGUGGCAACACAGAGGCAUCCAGGCUACGGAUAUUAUGGAAAUGGUCAUCUGCAGGAGAUCCCAAGGUUCCACAGGCCACACCACUACCAGGGUCGCAGCAAAGUGCGGAUUGAGGAGGUCCGUCUGCGUCCGAUCCUUUCAGCUACAAAGAAGAAGAGAAUUAUUACAGAGGGUGUGGUGGAAGUGAAGCAUGCUGGGAGAUGGAGGCAAGUCUGUGACCUAGGUUGGAGUCUCAACAGCAGCCGAGUGGUGUGUGGGAUGCUUGGCUUUCCAGAAGCAAGUCAGCAUAGUGUCAAAACAUACAAGAAAAUAUGGGAUAACAAGGUUAAAGAUCCUUCAACAAGGCUAAGCCAAAUGGCAAAAAAGAAAGGAUUCUGGGUAGAGAAGGUGCACUGUCUGGGCACAGAAAACACUCUAUCAGAGUGCCACGCUCAGCUGUCAAUCCCCCGAAGUCCAACCCCAUGUAAAAAAGGCCAAUUUGCAGUGGCCAAGUGCAUACCAGGACCUCAGUUUGCUCGCAUCUCCUCAGGAAGACCCCAGGCUCCUUAUCCAGUGGUGCCUGUGCGUCUCAAGGCAGGUCCCAGGUUGGGUGAAGGCCGUGUUGAGGUUCUACGAAAUGGGAAAUGGGGGACAAUUGUUGAUCACUUGUGGGACAGAACGGCGGCAAGUGUUGUGUGCAGAGAGCUUGGGUUUGGUACCGCCAAGGACGCCCUGCACGGAGCAUACAUGGGCCAAGGUACAGGACCUAUUCAUAUGAAUAAUGUACAGUGUAUGGGGACAGAGCGCUCUAUACUGGACUGCUACUUCCAGGAAGUUCAACCUUGGACAUUCAAACACACUCAGGAUGCUUCAGUACGCUGUAAUGUUCCCAAGACCGGUGCAGAGAAAACGGUGCGUCUAGCGGGUGGUAGAGCCUCUUCAGAAGGACGUGUAGAAGUUUUGAUGGAGGUCGGGGGACGUAAGCGUUGGGGCGCUGUCUGCAGUGAAAACUGGGGGAUAAAUGAAGCAAUGGUGGUGUGCAGACAGCUCGGCCUGGGUUUUGCUGCGAGUGCUCAUCAGGAGACUUGGUACUGGUCUGGUAAUGCAAACGCAAGUGAAGUGAUACUUAGUGGGACUCACUGUGUGGGAACAGAGUUUUCCAUCCAGCAAUGUCGUCGCAACAACCAUGUCCACUGCCCUCGGGGAGGAGGAGCCAAGGCUGCUGGGGUUAGAUGCUCAGAGACUGCUCCAGACCUUGUUGUAGAUGCCCAGUUAGUCCAGGAGACAACCUACUUAGAAGAUCGACCCCUCCACUUGCUAACUUGUGCUCAUGAAGAGAACUGUCUGUCAUCAUCUGCUGCCAGAAUGAACUGGCCUUAUGGCCACCGGCGCCUCCUGCGCUUCUCUUCCCGUAUUAUGAACCUCGGUCGGUCUGACUUUAGACCCAAGGCAACUAAAGAAAGCUGGACAUGGCACCAGUGUCACAGGCACUACCACAGCAUCGAGGUGUUCACCCAUUACGACCUGCUGACACUAAAUGGCACAAAGGUUGCAGAGGGACACAAAGCCAGCUUCUGUCUGGAGGACACAUACUGCCCUGAGGGGAUGCAGAAGAGGUUCUCCUGUUACAACAUGGGUGAUCAAGGCAUUUCUGUUGGCUGCUGGGACACCUAUCGCCAUGACAUUGACUGUCAGUGGGUUGAUGUGACAGAUGUACGACCAGGGGACUACAUUUUCCAGGUGGAAGUUAACCCCUCCUUGGAUAUGGCUGAGUCUGACUUUAUGAACAACGUCAUGAGAUGUCGAUGCAAAUAUGAUGGCCACAGAGCUUAUAUGUACAGCUGUCAUGCAGGGGAUGCUUACAGCGCAGAGACGGAAGACCUGUUUGAGCACCAAAGACAAAUCACCAACAACUUUGUGUAGUUCAUUGCAGGGUCCAGAGAAAAUGCUUUCUAGUGAAGCACAGAGACUAUUUAAAGUAGGCUAAAGUCGAAAGGCCCAGGCAUCUCAGGACGGUAGAACCCACAGUUAUAAUGAUACAGUGCCUGCUGGUGUCCUGGUAAAUCUGGGUAAAACAUUCUUGAAUACAUGUGACACCAGCAACUAUCGCAUCAAGUCUUCUACUAACUAGAACAUUUAUUGGUAGCAGCAGAGGUGAAGUUGUAGCGUUGUCAGCAUCCUUUCUUGCUAUGUAAAGAAAAAAAGAUAAGAUAUAGAUUUCAGCUGUUCAGAAUUUAACCAAAGUACAAACAAUUAAUGCUUAAAACAAACAUAGAUAAAAAGAAAAGGAAAACUGGUGUCAUUCCCAAACUGGAUAUAAAAACUAGAGGAAAACUAUUUACUGUUGGAAAAACAGAGAUGAGAUUGUGUGGUUUAUGUCAUAAUCCAGUAAGUGUGGUUAAUUAACUCGUUUAUACACAUUUUGCAAAAAAAGUUAAACAAAUUUCAGAUGUUAGCUUUAGCUUACAAACCUCUUCAUUUUAAUUUAUAGUCGGUUCAUUUUGAAUAUUGGUGCUUUCUUUUCAUACACCAACAAUACUGUAAUAUUAUGUCACAUAAAUCUUAAAUAUGUUUUAGAUUUAAUAUUUUGUACAGCAUAUUUUCAAUACUUCUGUUUAAUAGACAUACUUUAUUUUAUAAACUCUACUUUUCUCACAAAUUAUCUUUUAUCAGUUUAUAACAUAUGUUGUGCUUCACCUUUCGAGUAUAUAACAGGAGGUCAUUUGUUUAAUAGAAGAAAGCACUUUAUCUUUUUAACAAGUAUUCAGACAAAGUCCCUUUAUUAAUUAGCCGCAAUGUUUUAAAUUUUUGUUUUUAUUUAACCUCUUUAUCAUUUUACAUACUGGAAACUCCAAAAGGGGUUGUCAUCAGGUUUCUCGUUCAUUUUGCUAUUGAAACUGUAUUUUAUUACUUUAUUUAUUGGGUUCUAUACAGCAUGACAAGUUAUUAGAUUUUUAUCUAAACGUUACAUCUAAAAUAUUUUCUAUUUUUCCAGGUAUACUCAUCAAGGGUAAAAUGUUUAUCCUGUAAUGUUUCAUCCUGUAGAUGAAUAAUUUUAGUUUGUGUUAUUUUAGUCAUUAAAACAAUUGUAACUGUAUAGUUUUCCUCUUCCAGCCUCUUGUGGGAGGGAAAACUGGUCUGACAAAACCACAGUAUUGUGGUAGACAGGCGGGCUGGGUUUUCAGAACAUAUAAAAAGCCUUUUAAUUACCGCCGCUUGGUUAGACCUAAGGUUACAGUUACGAUUGAGGGCUCGGGCUUGUGCUUUAUAAAGAAACACCAUGGAUUUGUUACUUCUACAAUCAUUGAAAAGACAAUAAUUUGAUUUAGCAUUUUUGCUUAAACUACACUAUAUGUUCUGAUUAUCUGAGAGACUCAGUGAAAGAUGGGAAGUUAAGGAAAGAAUAAGAAGUGGAUGAUAUCUGGUAAAUGAUUUAUUCAGAUGUUCAGAUUUUACUUA
Cyprinodon variegatus (sheepshead minnow) is the source of this 4123-nucleotide messenger RNA. It is a transcript of the gene loxl4, whose product is annotated as lysyl oxidase homolog 4-like. Gene Ontology annotation, cellular component: membrane. The transcript is spliced from 15 exons. Lineage: Eukaryota; Metazoa; Chordata; Actinopteri; Cyprinodontiformes; Cyprinodontidae. The record is from RefSeq and is a predicted model, not a curated record. Bases 161 to 2587 code for a protein of 808 amino acids. Gene Ontology annotation, molecular function: protein-lysine 6-oxidase activity; copper ion binding. Gene Ontology annotation, biological process: peptidyl-lysine oxidation.